Molecule: messenger RNA, 1965 nt
Organism: Siniperca chuatsi (mandarin fish)
Lineage: Eukaryota; Metazoa; Chordata; Actinopteri; Centrarchiformes; Sinipercidae
Product: acidic leucine-rich nuclear phosphoprotein 32-related protein 1-like
Exons: 2
Coding region: 612-1472 (286 amino acids)
Source: RefSeq, a predicted model, not a curated record
UGUGCAUCAAAGUGCAUCACUGUGUUAGUUAGGCCUGUACCAUUUACUGACUUCACACACUUCUCUUGAUUCUUUUGUGUUCGCAACAUACACAACCAAUGCUCAUAAACACUACAUCUCCAUGCAAACUAUGUUCACAUGGUUCAGUCGGAGUUUUAACUUCUAACUGUGCUCACGGUGGCGUGGACCGCAGCGGCCAUGCUGUGUGGACGCAUCAGCUGCUGCAGUAUUAAAAGUUAUGGCCUCGUGCGCACAAUAUAAAUUAGCAUUGCUUUGGGGCUCCUGUACAUUUGAAGCAACUGGAAGUCAUACAAAGCUACAUGAAAACAAAUCAACUGUAGAAAUAAAGAUCGGACAAUCUCUCUCAUCAGUUGGGCCCACACAUGCGCGUGCUCUGUAAGUCAUGGAACAGAACGGUGACGCGCGACCGAGGCCGCGUGAGGUCUGCAGGCCUGCCCGCUGUCGCACUCUGCACUUGGAGUUGACCUGCUGCAACACCUGAGCGCUGGAAAGCUGAACUCUUCUCUGAAGCUCCGGAGAGCCUCUGGAAAACGGAGAACUAAACCAGUGGAUAACUGAGAGAAGAGGAGGGAACACAAACUGUUGGAGAAAUGUCCGUUAACAGAGGAGCAGUCAAGGAGGAACACCAGCCUGACCCGGACAGUCAUCAUGCGGGUGUCUCCUACAUCGUUGAACGUCCUGCAGCUGAAGGGAUCCCUGAGCUGAUCGGGAUUACCGACGACGACAAUGAAGGCAACACUAUCCCCAUCUACAUCUCCUCUGAUGAAGAGGAAGUGGAGACUGUUGUUAUUCUUGAGGAUGAUGAUGACGAACCUGAGGACGAGGCUGUCUUUAGUGAUGAUGAAGCUGAGGACAUUCCUGCACGCCCCCCUGAUGACGAGGAUGAGCUCGGGAAUGAGAGUGGCGAAGAAGCCGACGACGAGGACACAGAUGACAGUUCUGACAGGUCUGAAUCUUCUGACUGGACCAGCGACGAAGAGGAUGGUGAUGAAGAGGAUGAUGAUGAGUAUGAAACUGAUGAUGACAGCGUCAGACCUCUUCGCUUCGAGGAUCUACCGUCGCUUUCAUCUGAGUCCUGGAGUUGCCUCUGGAGUUGCUCUGAAGAGCCGACUGCCUCAACGUCUGGCCUCGGCUCCUCCACAAAGAGGAGCAGGGAGGAGAGCGACGAGGAGCAGGAUCCUGUGAAGAGGAGGAGCUGCGAGGAAAGCCUCAGAGAGGAGGAAAGCCCUGAAGAGCCGACUGCCUCAACGUCUGGCCUCGGCUCCUCCACAAAGAGGAGCAGGGAGGAGAGCGACGAGGAGCAGGAUCCUGUGAAGAGGAGGAGCUGCGAGGAAAGCCUCAGAGAGGAGGAAAGCCCUGAAGAGCCGACUGCCUCAACGUCUGGCCUCAGCUCCUCCACAAAGAGGAGCAGGGAGAGAUACUGGGAGGAGAUACUGGGAGGUGAUCGCUAAGAGCCCGACGUGGUGUAAUGACAGUGGGUCAUUGAAAGUUUUUCUACUUAAAGUCACGUCACUUUAACACAGCACAGUUUCACACAUUCAAGCCUCUCUCUGUAAAGCCUGCGAGUUCUCAUAAUAAAAAUUCUCAGCGUUGUAACAGUAAUUAACCUUGAUCCAUGCCAAUUUAUACCAUGUUGGGUCCCUGAAUUUGAGGGAAUUGGGCCUGGAAAGUCCUUGAAAAGUCCUUAAAUUUGAUGUUUAAGAAGGUUUGUGAACCCUGUGUCAGCCCUGUAUGCAGCAGGACUGACAAUCCAUCUGGAAACAGUCGGAUCUCGUGGCUGGAUUUUUCUUUGUAGCCUUGAGGGCUGGCCUUUGCAUCUGGCAGGGCUGGCGAUGCUCUAGGUAGCGACUUGCACCAGGGCCUAUCUGUAUCUGGUGGCUGGAUUCUCACUUUGUAGCCUUGAGGGCUGCUGUUUGCGUCUAGCAGAGCUGGCAAAGCCCCAGA